Messenger RNA from Anneissia japonica, 2417 nucleotides. RefSeq lists its product as uncharacterized. The transcript has 7 exons. The record is from RefSeq and is a predicted model, not a curated record. Gene Ontology annotation, biological process: proteasome-mediated ubiquitin-dependent protein catabolic process; protein polyubiquitination; regulation of apoptotic process. Gene Ontology annotation, molecular function: ubiquitin protein ligase activity; protein binding. Lineage: Eukaryota; Metazoa; Echinodermata; Crinoidea; Comatulida; Comatulidae. Bases 304 to 2412 code for a protein of 702 amino acids.
UUGUUAUGAGUCUCGGGAACUAAUAAUACUGUAGUGAGAAGAGAAAACUGAAUAUUUUUUACUUGAAUUGAGAUCCAGUACACAUUAGUACUCUGAUAGAUAAACAAUAUAUUAAUGCACAAAAGUGGCUCAUCUAGGAGCACCGACAAAAAGAAGUGGAUGCGCCGGUUUAGGGGGAGGGGGAAGGACUUGAUAAUUAAGUGAGGGGAUUUAGCUGGCAAACUAAGGUUAAAUGAGAAAUGUGAGUAGAAAAAUAAAAAAGGAAAAUAAUGAACAUUGAUAAAGCAGUGUAUUUCUGACAAUAUGGCAGUAAGUAAAGAAUUUGCUGAUGCUGAUUUCGGAGGUCUUAAGUUGGAUGUGUCAAAAUGGUUUGACAGAUGUAGAUACGGUGUAAGCAUGUUGAAAGUAUUAUAUAAUGACCAUGUAAAAAACAAUUAUGCAUUACAUGAGUGUUCUAAAACAAUGGACAUCAUUGAGUUGCUAAUUGGUGCUGGACAUCUGACGCCAGAUAAUCUCACUCUCCUCUAUGAAACUAUUAAGGUAACACAACAAUUUGGUCUGAAACAGUUAAUUAAAGAUCGACAUCCAUCAUUCCUAAUACCAAAAGAUAUCAAGAAUAUUGUAAUCACAGAAUUUACAAUGCAUCGGCAAAGACUUGUAAAUCUGGGAAUGGCAUUGACUCCAGAAGAAAUACAACAUAUCAGUGGACUGUAUAAUGUUGCAGAGGAACAUGCAGCAGAUAGCUGGCGUUUGAUUAUAGAUCUAGAACAGAGACUGAUAAUUUGUGAAGAAGAGAUGGAGGAAUUCAUUAAAAACUUGAAAAAACAUGACCUUCCAAAGGCAGUAAAAGCUCUAACAGAAGACACUUCAAAUGCAUCUUCCAACACUAGAGAACCAAGCGGUGAAGAAGUCACUGAUGCAAAUUUUCGAGGUCUUAAGUUGGAUAUUUCAAAAUGGUAUGACAGAUGUAUAUGCGGUGUCAGCAUGUUGAAAGUAUUGUACAGAGAUCAAGUAAAAAAUAACUAUUCAUUACAUAGGUGUUCUAAAACAAUGGACAUCAUUGAGUUACUGACUGGUGCUAGACAUCUUACUCAAAUUAAUCUUACUCUCCUCUAUGAAACUAUUACAUUAACGCAACAAUUUGGUCUGGAAGAUUUAAUAAAAAAUCGGUAUCCUGCAUUCCAAAUUCCCAAGGAUAUCAGAAAUAUUGCAAUCACAAAAUUCACACUGCAUCGGCAAAGACUUGUAAAUCUGGGAAUGGAACUGAUUCCAAAUGAAAUACAACAGAUUAGUGGACUGUAUAGUGUUGUAAAGGAACUUGCAACAGACAGCUGGAGUUUGAUUAUGGAUCUAGAAAACAGAUUGAUAAUUAGUGAAGGAGAGAUGGAGGCACUCAUUAAAAACUUGAAGAAAAAUGAUCUCCCAAGAGCAGUAAAAGCUCUAACACAAGAUAUGACACUAACAAUUAAAGAGCACACAAGUAAAGCCAAACCUUUGAAACUUACUUCUCUGAAACAACGCAAUACUAGAAAAGUUACGACACAGUCCAAGGCAGCAGGAUCUUACAAAAUUGUGAGAGUUGACAGCAAACCAAUCAAGCAGUCACCAAUGAUAGCCAAAGCACCUGUACAAAACAACAAAUUAGUAAAUACCAUUAUACUGAAUGAAAGAGUUACUGAUGUAAUUGCAUGUGAAGAUGAUUGCUUACUGGUUUCACAGCUAAAUGGAAUAGUAAAGUACAAGCAAUCAGGAGAAUAUAUGGGUAGGGUUAUACAAAAUGCAAAAGUGAAGAGGAUGUUCAGACUAAAGAAUGGUAACAUAGUAUUCAGUGACUUUGGUGAUAAAAGCAUCAAAGUAUGCAAUAUGAAUGAUCUUGUGAUCAAAUCAAUUGGUAAGGGAACAUUUAAGUUUCCUGCUGGCAUUCAUGUGGAUGAGACAUCAAAUAUUUUGUAUGUAGCAGAUUGGAAUUAUGGUCGUGUGGUCAUGUUUGACAUUGUUAGUGGAAGAAUGACCAGAUGUAUGGGGUCAGUAAACAUCAAAGAAGACCAAAUGAAAGGAGUUGCUGAUGUCGCCCUUACAAAUCAAGGCCAGCUUCUUGUAUUGGAGUAUCUAAACAACCGAUUAAAACUGUAUGAACCUGAGGGAAAGUUCAUAAAAGUCCUUGUUGAAGCCGGUAAUGAAAAUGGUAAGCUGAUAAAACCAUAUGGAGUAGUAGUUGAUCAAGAUGACAACAUUAUUAUAACAAGUGAACACAAACUACAGCUUUUCAGUAGUGAUGGAAAUUUCAUUAAAAGAAUUGAUAAACCGGAAGAUGGAAUCAACAAUCCACGUGGACUAUCAAUUAUUUCAUAUAAUCCACACAGAGUUGUAGUAGCCAAUGAUGUUGGAAUUAUUAAAAUAUUUAAUUAUUAACUAAA